This is a messenger RNA of Clarias gariepinus (North African catfish), 1425 nucleotides long. Its product is annotated as protein FAM133-like. Lineage: Eukaryota; Metazoa; Chordata; Actinopteri; Siluriformes; Clariidae. The transcript has 4 exons. The coding region runs from base 331 to 1170 and encodes 279 amino acids. Gene Ontology annotation, cellular component: nucleoplasm. The record is from RefSeq and is a predicted model, not a curated record.
GAUUCGAACUUCCCAUCACUAGCCGGAAGAGCUAGUAGGCUAACUAUUCUUCAAUUUAACGACCAAGACAACCAAAGAAUUAAAAAUUGGCGCACUUUCAUUUCAUUGGCUAAUUAUGUUAUCAGAUACACCAACCAUGGAUGAGUGUUCACACGUGACCAAGCACUUCUACAAUCGGAUUGGCCAAAAUCUCACCGCCUGAAAAUUUGGUUGUCCAAAUGGUAAGAGUUAACUUCUUUUGGGUAAUAUUGUUCUUUUUUCUUAUAGAAAGUAUUUUUUAUUACUUGCAUGUGAAGUAAAAUCAUUAUCAAUUUACUAUUCAGCAUCAACAUGUUUGAUCCAGCACAUUCAGUGCAUCGUCCCUCACCUGGCAUUGGGAGCAGUACGCUGGGUACCAUGCAUUUUACCCGGGCAAAGGCACGGAGGGCAAAUGCCCAGAGCGAAGAUGGAGGCGAAUCCACGAACAAAAGUGCUGGUAAGAUGGACAGUCUCAAGCCUGUUAAACAACACAUUCUGUGGAAAAACAAGGCUGAGAUGCUCCAGUCUCGGGUGGAUGAGCUGCAGGAGGAAAAUGACUUGCUGAGGAAGCAACUUGAAGAGAGGUCUGCACGAGAACAAGAUGGGAACAUUGAGAUAAUGGCCACUGGAGAUGAGGGGCCACCGGCCAUGAUGGUGAACACCAGCACUGACACUAGCACUGAUUCAAGCUCUGACUCCAGCAGUGACUCCAGCUCCAGCUCUACCUCUGACUCUUCAGAUAAGGAAAAGAAGAAAAAGAAGUAUAAAAAGAAGAAUGGCAAGAAGAGAAGCAAAAAAAGAAAGAAGGAAAACAAAAAGGCAAAGAGGUCAGGCGGAAAAGGAGAGCGAGUUGCCUCAAUCUCGGAUGUGGUGAAAAGAUAUCGGCGUGUCCUCAAACAUGUGCAAAGAGGCUUCCGGAUGACCACAGCUUUCAAGAAAGCUCGCGUUUCAAGAAAUGCCGUGAAAGACACGGCAGCAAUUGCCGAGAUUUACAUAGCUGACAAAAGUCUCCUAAGCCAGUUCAAGGGUAAAUACACACUUCUAAAACUAGCACAAAUUUGUCAGAAAAAAAUAGUUGGUGAGCUGGCAGAAAAGAUAAUUGAAAUGAAAAACAACAAACAGCUCAUCCCCUUUUCUGCCAAGAAAGACUGAAUGUAUGCAGGAUGUAACAGGAUGUUAGCAGGAUAUUUUUGUUUGUUUGUAAGAUUGUUAAACAGGCAAGUUUUAUUUUUUCAUAAUGUGAAAUGUUGGUGUGCUGAUGGUGAAGUUGCGUGACCCCUAUACGGUGACAUGGUGCUGCCAGUGCAGCAUGUUUAUUUUAUUGUUUUUCUUUUUGUUUUAUGAUCUGAUACCCUGGUGAACAAUGGGUUUGUGUUAACAUAUUGUUAAUAAAACAACGUUCUCUCA